AUGAGCACAUUUGAAGAACCCCGUUUAAAAUGGCUUCCACUUGAAGCCAACCCUGAAGUUUGGAAUCAUAUGAUUCAUGCGAAUGGUAUAGAUUCAACAUGGAAUUUUGUUGAUGUCCUUGGCUUGGAUGAAGAAGGAAUGGCUUCAAUACCUCGACCUUGUGUUGCUAUGAUCUUCUUAUUUCCUAUUACACCUGCUUAUGAAGCAUUCAGGAAAAAGGAAGAAACACACAUUAAGGUACAUGAACAGAACAUCAGCCCCAAUUUGAUUUACUACAAACAAACGAUUUCUAAUGCGUGUGGCAUGAUGGCCUUACUUCAUUCUAUCACGAAUAAUGAACAUAUCAUCACAGGUCCUGGUCUAUUUGAACAGAUCCUUGAAGAUACACGUACUAUGUCACCUGAUGAAAGAGCAGAGUAUCUCGAAAACUCAAAAGAAUUGGCUGUUCUUCAUGCAUCCAGUGCUCAUCAAGGCCAAACACAAGCACCUGAUUUGAAUCAAGAGCAAAGACUGCAUUUCAUCUGUUUCGUCAAUGUAGACCAACAUCUGUAUGAGUUGGAUGGCCGUCAUUCUUUCCCCAUCAAUCAUGGAAAAUGCCAAGAACUCGUUCAAGGCAGUAUGAAAAUCAUUCAAUCUUUUAUUGACCGUAAUCCUGAAGAGAAAGAAUUCAGUGCCAUUGCUCUUUGUCACGCUUAA
Molecule: messenger RNA, 696 nt
Organism: Gilbertella persicaria
Lineage: Eukaryota; Fungi; Mucoromycota; Mucoromycetes; Mucorales; Choanephoraceae
Product: ubiquitin carboxyl-terminal hydrolase isozyme L3
Exons: 6
Coding region: 1-696 (231 amino acids)
Biological process (GO): ubiquitin-dependent protein catabolic process; protein deubiquitination
Cellular component (GO): cytoplasm
Molecular function (GO): cysteine-type deubiquitinase activity
Source: RefSeq, a predicted model, not a curated record